GGCAUCUCCAUCCCGGACCACGGCUUCUGCCAGCCCAUCUCCAUCCCGCUGUGCACGGACAUCGCGUACAACCAGACCAUCAUGCCCAACCUGCUGGGCCACACGAAUCAGGAGGACGCGGGCCUGGAGGUACACCAGUUCUACCCGCUGGUGAAGGUGCAGUGCUCCGCCGAGCUCAAGUUCUUCCUGUGCUCCAUGUACGCGCCCGUGUGCACCGUCCUGGAGCAGGCGCUGCCGCCCUGCCGCUCCCUGUGCGAGCGCGCGCGCCAAGGCUGCGAGGCGCUCAUGAACAAGUUCGGCUUCCAGUGGCCAGACACGCUCAAGUGCGAGAAGUUCCCGGUGCACGGCGCGGGAGAGCUGUGCGUGGGCCAGAACACGUCGGACAAAGGUACCCCGACUCCCUCCUUGCUGCCCGAGUUCUGGACCAGCAAUCCUCAACACGGCGGUGGCUACCGCGGUGGCGGCUACCCGGGGGGCGCCGGCCCGGUGGAGCGGGGCAAGUUCUCCUGCCCCCGCGCCCUCAGGGUGCCCUCCUACCUCAACUACCACUUUCUGGGGGAGAAGGACUGCGGCGCGCCCUGCGAACCCACCAAGGUGUACGGGCUCAUGUACUUCGGGCCGGAGGAGCUGCGCUUCUCGCGCACCUGGAUUGGCAUCUGGUCGGUGCUGUGCUGCGCCUCCACGCUUUUCACGGUGCUCACCUACCUGGUGGACAUGCGGCGCUUCAGCUACCCGGAACGGCCCAUCAUUUUCCUGUCCGGCUGUUACACAGCGGUGGCCGUGGCCUACAUCGCUGGCUUUCUGCUGGAGGACCGGGUGGUGUGUAACGACAAGUUUGCAGAGGACGGGGCGCGCACGGUGGCGCAGGGCACUAAGAAGGAGGGCUGCACUAUCCUCUUUAUGAUGCUCUACUUCUUCAGCAUGGCCAGCUCCAUCUGGUGGGUGAUCCUGUCCCUCACCUGGUUCCUGGCAGCCGGCAUGAAGUGGGGCCACGAAGCCAUCGAGGCCAACUCACAGUAUUUUCACCUAGCCGCCUGGGCUGUGCCAGCCAUCAAAACUAUAACCAUCCUGGCGUUGGGCCAGGUGGACGGCGAUGUACUGAGUGGAGUGUGUUUUGUAGGGCUUAACAACGUGGACGCGCUGCGCGGCUUUGUGCUGGCGCCGCUCUUCGUAUACCUGUUCAUCGGCACCUCUUUCCUGCUGGCCGGUUUUGUGUCACUCUUCCGCAUCCGCACCAUCAUGAAGCAUGACGGCACCAAGACUGAAAAGCUGGAGAAGCUCAUGGUGCGCAUCGGAGUCUUCAGUGUGCUCUACACAGUGCCGGCCACCAUCGUCAUCGCCUGCUACUUCUAUGAGCAGGCCUUCCGGGACCAGUGGGAGCGCAGCUGGGUGGCCCAAAGCUGCAAGAGUUAUGCCAUCCCCUGCCCUCACCUCCAGGGGGGUGGAGGAGUCCCACCACACCCGCCCAUGAGCCCGGACUUUACAGUCUUCAUGAUCAAAUAUCUCAUGACGCUAAUCGUGGGCAUCACAUCUGGCUUCUGGAUCUGGUCUGGGAAGACACUGAACUCCUGGAGGAAGUUCUACACGAGGCUUACCAACAGCAAACAGGGGGAGACUACCGUCUGAGACCUGAACUCUACCUUCCCCAGUUCUUGGUCGGAUCCCAGCCAUCCGCUUGAAAGCUGGCCCCAAGGAAUGCCUGCCAAGCCUGGCCUCUCCGGGCUUCUUCGCUGGACACUCAACUUUUGCAGGCUCCUUUCAACAAACAGCACAGCUCCUGCAAAAGCUUCCGUCCCCAGGGUAAAGGAAAGAGAGGGCCCAACUGCGGAGGUGUGUGUGUGUGUGUGUGUGUGUGUGUGUGUGUGUGUGUGUGUACCGAUCUCUCUAGCCCUAGCUCUGCUACCAGGACUGUAUGCUUUUAUGAUUGUAAAUAGCCUGUGUAAGAUUUUUGUAAGUAUAUUUGUAUUUAAAGACUACCGAACACGCGAUUUUCUUUCCUUUUAAAAAUGUUUAAUUAUUUAGGGUGGCUUAAGCAUUUGAAACUUUCCUUACUUGCCUUUUUCUGAAAACUGCAGAGGAGGUAAAAGGAGCACACUUGCCAAGUGCCCUCAUCCCAGUCGUGGGAGUGUGGGCCUGGCUAUCACACUGCGGGGUGUGGCAGGGGCUGCCUCUCCAGGGUCAUUUCCCAUUGCUUCCUUCAGCUUCUCUCUCCCCUCCUUGCUUGAGGUGGAAACUUUUAAGGUGCGGAACUUCACUAAGUUCCCCGAUCCUGAGGUGGGCCCCGCCCAUUCCAGUUCCUCCUCCUUUCAGAGGCAGAUUGUGGAGCCUGUCCCUGUGACUUCCAGACGCUGCCUUUUUUUGUUUGUUUGUUUGUUUUUUUGAGCACCACCUUCCAGCUUAAUAGAGGCCCACGGGUGGCCACUGCCCGUUGACCCAGCCUCCCUCAACCGUGGUGUCCCUCGCCUAGAUGUUCUCUCCUUCCACCUUAAUUGGUCAGAGAGUAAUGCAGUUACCAAUGCCUAACCUUGGAAGGUCUGACUUUAUGGGUGAGCUCAUUUUACUGUUCAGUGUCUAGAACCUGCUAUGGGUUUGGCCAUCGUUAUGAAAAGAUGUGGCUGGUGAGAUUGUGGAAGAGCAGCAAGCUCUGUGUGGGUUGGAAGACACUGUAGAGGGAGAUUAUAAAAUGUUAGUUCUAAUUGCAUUUUGAUGACCUGCACCCCCCUCCCCACCUCCCCGCACUGGCUGCCUGCCUUGAGAUUUUACCCUUCUAAGAAAUGGAGACUUUGAGGUCUCGUGGAAAGCUUGGUGAAGGAGUUGAUCUUUGCCUUCCUUAACAGGAUAGCAGAGCAUACACAGACUAUGGGAACUGAAGGAGAUCUCAGUGGAGUGGACUUCCUCAAAAUGAAAGGCUGUUUUCUGGUUUUAAUCAAAUUGUAAUUAUCUCAACUUUACAACCUGGAAGUUGUAUACUAUCCACACAUUAUGAUUCCUCAGCAACACAUUCUGAGGGAGGAGCCAUCCACACCCCCAGAAAUAGCCUGGUGUUCUUCAGAAAGCAGAGGUGUAGACUAAUUGAUGGGUGAGAGAACCACAUACGAUCUGGGCCUGCAUGCUGAAUGGGAAGAGUGACCAUUCCCUUUGCAUCCUGUUGUGUGUGCUCCUGUUUGGAUUUACAGCAGUAAUGUCAAGUGUAAAUCUCUCAAAGCCAUUGAAAAACAUUCACUUUAGUUCUCUAUGAAGAGGAGUAAAACAACACUCCUGAUUGUAGUGUUUAAACUUUAAGAGUUUAUCAAAAAUGCUGGCAUGUAGGACCUAAAUUUAUCUAUGUCGGUCAUUUCCUAAAAAUGACAUUGGUUUUUGAAUUUGGUAUGCAUUUAUUCUGUCCAUUUAUCACAAAACCAUUUAUAUUUAUAGAGGAAUAGAAGUUUAUAUAUAUAAAAUGCCAUAUUUUUAAUUUCUCAAAUAAAAAAUGAAAGUUUUGUAUGAAA
Molecule: messenger RNA, 3488 nt
Organism: Cricetulus griseus (Chinese hamster)
Lineage: Eukaryota; Metazoa; Chordata; Mammalia; Rodentia; Cricetidae
Source: RefSeq, a predicted model, not a curated record